Messenger RNA from Drosophila obscura, 995 nucleotides. It is a transcript of the gene RpII33, whose product is annotated as DNA-directed RNA polymerase II subunit RPB3. The record is from RefSeq and is a predicted model, not a curated record. Gene Ontology annotation, cellular component: RNA polymerase II, core complex. Lineage: Eukaryota; Metazoa; Arthropoda; Insecta; Diptera; Drosophilidae. Gene Ontology annotation, molecular function: DNA-directed RNA polymerase activity; DNA binding; protein dimerization activity. The transcript has a single exon. Gene Ontology annotation, biological process: DNA-templated transcription. Bases 114 to 941 code for a protein of 275 amino acids.
UCUGUGCCGCUCGUGCUAUCGGUUUUACUCCCAUCACUACCUCGCCGCUUUUUUCCGCCGCUGUUUUUAAUUUUCUUAAUAAAAACAAAACAAAAACAAACUAGCCAGCAAUAAUGCCGUAUGCCAAUCAACCCAACGUGCAGAUAACCGAGCUAACGGACGACAAUGUGAAAUUCGUGCUGGAGGACACCGAGCUCAGCGUGGCCAACAGUCUGCGGCGCGUUUUCAUUGCCGAGACUCCAACGCUGGCCAUCGACUGGGUGCAACUAGAAGCCAACUCCACAGUGCUGUCGGACGAGUUUCUGGCCCAUCGCAUCGGGCUGAUUCCGUUGAUAUCCGACGAUGUGGUCGAGCGUCUCCAGUACACGCGGGAUUGCAUCUGCCUGGACUUCUGUCCCGAAUGCAGCGUGGAGUUCACCCUUGACGUCAAGUGCAACGAGGAGCAGACGCGCCACGUGACUACCGCUGACCUGAAGUCCAGCAAUGCAAAAGUGCUGCCGGUAACCUCCCGUAACCAGGGAGAGGAGGAUAACGAAUACGGCGAAAGCAGUGAUGAGAUCCUAAUUAUAAAACUGAGGAAGGGACAGGAACUGAAGCUGCGUGCCUAUGCCAAGAAGGGCUUUGGAAAGGAGCACGCCAAGUGGAACCCCACCGCCGGCGUGUGCUUCGAAUACGAUCCGGAUAACUCCAUGCGGCACACCCUCUACCCCAAGCCGGACGAGUGGCCCAAGAGCGAGCACACCGAACUGGAGGACGAUCAAUUCGAGGCCCCCUACAACUGGGAGGCCAAGCCAAACAAGUUCUUUUUCAACGUAGAGUCCUCGGGGGCCCUCAAGCCGGAGAACAUCGUCAUUAUGGGCGUCCAAGUGCUGAAGAACAAGCUCUCCAAUCUGCAGACGCAGCUCAGUCACGAGUCGCAAAACGAUGCUUUGGCCGUUUGAAAUGUAUGCAUACAUAUAUUUUUAGUUUAUAAACAAUUUCGACUAAUCCUUGAA